Messenger RNA from Doryrhamphus excisus (bluestripe pipefish), 3070 nucleotides. It is a transcript of the gene lrit3a, whose product is annotated as info leucine-rich repeat, immunoglobulin-like and transmembrane domains 3a. Lineage: Eukaryota; Metazoa; Chordata; Actinopteri; Syngnathiformes; Syngnathidae. The record is from RefSeq and is a predicted model, not a curated record. Gene Ontology annotation, molecular function: protein binding.
AUUAGUAUCUCACAGGUGACCUGUACUGUAAGUCGACCGUCAGCCUGCCGCCGCUUAUGGACUUUGAAAGUUCUUUUCUUUAUUCUCCAUUUGUUUUUUGGGAGGAAUUCUUCAAGCUUUUAAUGAAUCCUGAUGUCCUUUUCCCUGAUCUCUCCUCAAUGUGACUGUUUGGGGUCGUUUUUGUGAAAUCAUGCGUCAAGUCCUGCAUGUUUUGGUGUUGUUAUGCUGCCUUAAUAUGGCUCAUCCCUUCUGUCCAGCCCAAUGCACUUGUGUCUUCCAUGGACGUACCGAUGGAGCCGGGACCAGGUCUGUGCUCUGCAAUGACCCAGACAUGUCAGACAUCCCUGUUAAUGUUCCGGUGGACACAGUCAAGCUUCGGAUUGAGAAAACCGUAAUCCGCCGGGUUCCGACAGAAGCGUUUUAUUACCUGGUGGAGCUAUGCUACCUGUGGAUUACUUACAAUUCCAUCACCUCGGUGGAUACUGGAAGUUUCUACAACCUCAAAGUGCUCCACGAGCUGAGGCUGGAUGGCAACAUGAUCUCUGUCUUCCCAUGGGAGUCUCUCAAAGAGAUGCCCAUGCUGAGGACCCUGGACCUUCACAACAACAGACUCACCAGCAUCCCCACUGAGGCCAUCCCCUACCUUGUUAAGAUCACAUACUUGGAUCUAUCCAGCAACAAGCUAGCCACCCUGCCUUCCGACCUUAUGGAUAUUUGGCCGCCGUUCAAUGGCGAGCCAGUGACAUCCAAUGCCUCCCAGAAGGUAGUGCUGGGCCUCCAGGACAACCCCUGGUUCUGCGACUGUAAGAUCUCAAAGUUGAUCGAGAUAUCCAAAAUGGCGGUGACACCCGUGGUUCUCAUGGACCUGUUCCUGACCUGCAGUGGACCAGAGAAUCUGGCCGGUGUUCUUUUCCAACGUGCAGAACUUGACAAUUGUGUAACACCAUCAGUCAUGACUUCAGCAACGAAGAUUACGUCUUCGCUGGGUAGUAAUGUUCUCCUGCGAUGUGACGCCACUGGGUAUCCAACACCAACUCUGUACUGGGCGAGGGCGGAUGGGUCACUUGUCAACAACACGGUACAGGAGUCUCCAGGGGAUGGCAUUCGAUGGUCCAUCAUGAGCUUGCACGGAAUAUUGCACAAAGACGCCGGGAACUACAGCUGCAAGGCUAAGAAUGACGCAGGCACAGUCGAAGCCACAAUCUCCCUCUCAGUAGCCGGCAGCAUGAGUACCACCGUCUCUCCACCAAAGCCCAUCACCGGGACAGGAGUCCCCGACCAAGACUUGACAUAUGAUUCCGGAACAGCCCGGGCCGUCUUAACCUCGACCAUAUCCAUGGUCCUUUCCAGGAGACAGACAACAAUGGUCGCUAUCCCUGCAAAGACAAAAACUACUCCAGGCAACGAUGUCCAAAAAGGUUCGCUCAAACCUGCGAAAAUUAAGCAAGGAAAUGGUGGACAAAAGUUUCCUUCAGAUGAAGAGAACAAGAAAAGCAAUGCGUCAAAGUCCAUCAAAGAUCUCGAGAUUGUGGAGGAAACAUCUGACAGUGCAGUUCUUCUAUGGACAGCACAGGGCUUACCAAAGAACUCUCCCCUCACAGUCGUAUAUUCACCUUAUGGAGAAGAUGGUGAAGAUGACUUUAAAAGAACAGUAGAGACAAAUGCAGGCAGUGGUAAAAUCCUCCUUGAGGAACUCUCACCCGGCAUAAGAUACUCUGUCUGCCUGGUAGCAAAGGGUAGUGCUGCAGGAAAGGAUCCUUGCAUUAACUUCUCCACACUUGCAGACGGUGGACAGAAUCAGUUUUUUAUCAUCAUCAGCAGCAUUGCCUGCGUGCUGGCGUUACCUCUUAUUGUGCUGUUGCUCUACAAGAUCCUCGCACUCUACUGCAAAGGAAGCGAAGCAGCUCAGGAUGAGGAGGAGCUCGAGAAGGAGAGCUAUGUCAAGUUUGAGACCAUCACAAUGAAGCAAAGAACUAUGAACUCCCAUCCUACAGAGCUUUGGGCGAGGAGGCCGACACAUGAAUCGGAGAGAAUGCUCUUGUGCUCCAGGUCCAGUAUAGAUUCCCAGAUGACCUACAAGAGUGACAGCUCCAGAUCCGAGUAUCUUUGCUGAUGGCGGAAUGACAAGAUCCAAAGACAUUAUAUGUUAUGACACUAUGCCUUUGAAUAACCAUGUCAUUCAUUCAUUCAUUCAUUUUCUACCGCUUUUCCUCACGAGGGUCGUGGGGGUGCUGGAGCCUAUCCCAGCUGUCUUGGGGCGACAGGCAGGGUACACUCUGGACUGGUCGCCAGCCAAUCACAGGGCAUGUAUAGACAAACAACCAUUCACACUCACAUUCAUACCUAUGGACAAUUUGGAGUGGACAAUUAACCUAGCAUGUUUUUGCAAUGUGGGAGGAAACCGGAGUACCCGGAGAAAACCCACGCAUGCACGGGGAGAACAUGCAAACUCCACACAGAGAUGGCCGAGGGUGGAAUUGAACCCUGGUCUGGUUAAGUAUGUCGAUAACCGUAAAUACAUCCGAUCUGGACAUUCCAGUGAAUGACAUUCCUGUCCUUAUCAAUUUGGGAGCCUUACAUUGAGUGAAAUGAUAGAUGCCAGCACCUUCCUUGGAAUUUUGUAAUCUAGGCAAAGAAACUGCCAGUUGCUUAUGGUGGAUUUAUUUCAUUAGAAUUGAUGCCAAAAUUCAACUUUUAAAAGUUAUUUCAGAUGUUAGCAACAUAGAAUAUCCACUUCCCAUCACAAAUCAACCACAUCUUUGUUGAUCCAAGAAUGCCUUACACGACCAAUACGGUCUAUCAGUGUGAAAUUGAAUAAUUGCCAGUAUGUAUAUUUUCAUGUUUAUAUGUAUUUCAAAAAUGAUGUGUACAUUUGUUUUAAUAAACAUAAAUAUUCCUGAAAUUUAUAAUGGAUUUAUAAUUUAUAAUGGAUGCACUACACCUUCUUUAACGAUACCAAAUCAUGACUUGGUAUCAGCAAGAAUCUUCAAUUGGAUUGAACUAAGACACUAUCCACGUUUACAUGAGGGGUUUUUCCUCUUUCUGAAUGGACUCUUUCGGAAUGACUUUU